CGCUAAACAAGGAACCUUGCCUUUGUUAUUUUCCUUCACAUUCCUUAAUAUUUUUCCCGAGAAAGUGACACUCGAAUCACAUAAAAAAAAUUCAUUAAAUGUGGUGGAGAUCUGCUUCUUUUAUUCUCGACAGACAGCAAGAGCAAAACACCAGCUAUCCCCCAAAUCCUGAAUCGCUCUUGCUCUCAUCUCCACCUCCUUCCAUGGCCGAUUCUCUCCAAAACCCUAAACCUGACAUUUCCGCCUAUUACCAGACCCGCGCCGCCCACCACGCCGUCGUAACGAGCGAUUGGCUGUCCCAGGCCCAGGCUGCCGUUAGCCUCCAGACCAACGACGAUGUCUCGUCGGGAAGUGACGGAAGAGUCGCUCCGACUGGUGGAGGAACUGGUGGGGAUAAUAAGACUUUUAGCGUCAUUGAUGAGUUCAAUAGCUGGAGGAAACAGCCGGAUUUGGCGGAGGCUGUGGCGGCUAUUCGCGCUCUCGCUGCUGUUAUUAGGGCUAGCCAAGCUACUACCAUGAUGGAACUUGAAAUUGAGCUUAAAAAGGCUUCUGAUUCGCUUAAAGCAUGGGACGCGACCUCAAUCUCUUUGACAGCAGGUUGCGAUCUCUUCAUGCGAUAUGUGACUCGAACAUCAGCUUUAGAGUAUGAGGACUUUAAUUCAGCUAGGUAUCGGUUGAUUGAACGUGCAGAGAAGUUUGGGGAAAUAUCUUACAAGGCACGUCGGAUUAUUGCAAUGCUAAGUCAAGAUUUUAUAUUCGAUGGUUGUACCAUUUUGGUACACGGUUUCUCUAGAGUUGUCCUAGAAGUAUUGAAGACAGCCGCGGAAAACAAGAAACACUUUCGAGUUUUCUGCACAGAAGGAAGGCCCGACAGAACAGGAUUACGCUUAUCUAAUGAGCUGGCCAAGCUUGAUGUUCCCGUAAAGCUUCUAAUAGACUCGGCUGUGGCAUAUACAAUGGACGAGGUAGACAUGGUACUUGUUGGAGCUGAUGGAGUUGUUGAAAGUGGGGGUAUUAUAAAUAUGAUGGGAACAUACCAGAUUGCGUUGGUCUCACAUAGCAUGAAUAAACCCGUUUAUGUGGCCGCCGAAAGCUACAAGUUUGCCCGACUUUAUCCGUUGGACCAAAAGGAUAUGGGUCCUGCCUUGCGCACUAUUGAUUUCGGGGUACCUAUUCCAUCAAAGGUCGAGGUCGAAAAAUCUGCUCGAGAUUACACGCCUCCUCAAUAUCUGACUCUACUCUUUACAGAUUUAGGUGUGCUUACUCCUUCUGUCGUUAGCGAUGAGCUUAUUCAGCUAUAUUUAUAGUGUCGAAUUGCAGACGAAGCUCCUUACGGUUUAGGUCCAUAUGCAGUAAGUGAGAGUGUUGUGUUUUAAUGCUAUAAAAUUCGUUUCAAUCCGAUUUGAUCACUUAGUUUGCAUGACAUGCAUCUGGUUUAGGAAAAAAUAAACUAUAUUUAUAUAUAUGUGUGUGUGUAUAUACACAACAUUUUGAAGAAUGCAAAGAUUGCCAUUUUUUAUUA
This is a messenger RNA of Gossypium raimondii (Peruvian cotton), 1522 nucleotides long. RefSeq lists its product as uncharacterized. Gene Ontology annotation, molecular function: translation initiation factor activity; guanyl-nucleotide exchange factor activity. Gene Ontology annotation, biological process: translational initiation. The record is from RefSeq and is a predicted model, not a curated record. The coding region runs from base 99 to 1307 and encodes 402 amino acids. Gene Ontology annotation, cellular component: eukaryotic translation initiation factor 2B complex. The transcript has 5 exons. Lineage: Eukaryota; Viridiplantae; Streptophyta; Magnoliopsida; Malvales; Malvaceae.